AUUGGCAUCCGAUCAGAAUCAAAACAAAACAAUAAUAAAAACAACACCUUCAUUCCCCUUUUCAAUUAUCUGUUAUACUAAUCCAAACCCAAAUUCACUUCUCAUUCUUAUCAAACCCCAUUUAAUAAAAAUCAAAACUUUCUUGAAUUAAUGGUUACUGAUAGCUCUCCUAAUUUUGAUGAUGGGACUGACAUUUUCUCACCAAUGAUGCCGAGUGAAAAUGAUUCCUUGAUGGGGAAGAGAAAAGAAAUGGAGGUUGUAGAACUUGAAGGAAGCAGGAGGAAGAAAAAGAAGAAGCAAAAUGGGACACCUCGUCCGGCUUGCUCUUGGGUACAUUUUAGCCGGGAAUUUAUUAAGGAAUAUAGCGCUUCCCAUCCCGAAUCAUCUGGUCUGAAAGUUGCGACAAAAGCAGCUUCAGAUGCUUGGAAAGUGAUGACUCUUGAAGAAAAAGCAAAAUACACAAAACGAGCCCGUGAAGUUUGGGAUGACUACUUGAGCUCUGCUCCUGCCCGUGAACCUAAACCUAGAAAGCAGGCCAACCUAGUCACCAGGUGUUCCCCUGGUCGUUUAGUCAACGUGUUAAAACAUUUCACACCUGAACAAAAAGAAGAUGUGAAAAGUAUGGGAUUUGGUAGUCUACUUGAUCUCAAGUGUAGAACUUUGAGGCGAAGUUUGUGCUUAUGGUUGCUAGAAAGAUUCAACACCAUUAGACGUAGCUUAGAGAUUUGUGGCGAACGGAUUCCUUUAUACCCUCAUGACGUGGAACUUGUAAUGGGAUUACCAGCUAAUGGUAAGGAUGUGGUCAACUCAGGUCCUGAUGACUUAGUUGCAGAGUUGCGCCAAAAAUACAAUGCCUCAAAUAGAGGAAUUUCAGUUCGUUUUCUUGAAGAAAGAUUGGCUCAACCAGAAGGAGGAGAUGAUUUUAAAAGAGCGUUUCUUUUGUAUGUUUUAGGGACACUUCUUUGUCCUACAGCAAGGCUAGAUGUUAGCCCUUCGUUUCUUCAUCUUUUGACUGAUAUGGAUUGUAUCCAUGAAUACAAUUGGGCAAAAUUCUUGCUUGACAGGCUCGUUAGGGAAGUGUCUCGUUAUCGUCAAGGGAAACAACGUGCCGUGGGUGGUUGUCUUCUGUUUCUUCAGAUAUUUUACUAUGAGAGUGUUGCCAUUGGAGGUGCUUGUGAACCGGGUCCUGUUGUGGUUCCAUGCUUAUCCUUGUGGACAGAGGAAGCUAUUUCCGAGAGAGAAAAACAGGAGAAAGAGCUUGGUGGUUACGGAUGUGGAGAGGUGAUUUGCAAGGAGAGAGGUCUUGGAUUAGGGUUGUUGCAUGACAGGUAUCAUACGGACGUGCUUCCAUUAAGAGAGGUGGCUACCAGAGUUAAUCGUGGUACUCUUGUUCGACAGGAAGAAAAUCUGGAAAAUGUACCAUUUGCUUACAAGAAUGAAAAUGCUCCGCCUAUACGGAUCGAUAACUAUGGCUACAAAGCCCCAUUAGAUUAUACAAACACAAAUCCUCAUGACAAUAGAAGUAUGUACACAGAUCAAUCCACAUGCCCGCUUUUGAACUGCAACUUCACUGGUUUAUUUCAAGAAUUAUCAGAUCAUUUCAGCACUAAACAUUGGGAUUCUGGAAGACGUUUCCAGUAUAACUCCCCGUUACCCGUAUCUUUAGGCAUGGAUGAAACCUUCCUUGUGCUUCAAGCUGAAGAUGAUGGUAUUCUUUUCCUACUGAAUAAAGGGACUGAAAAUAUUGGGCACACUGUAAUGGUAACCUGUAUUGGACCGAGUACCAGUAAUGAGCGCUUUCUUUAUUGUCUCGUGUCAGAAAGAGGUAAUAGCUCAUUAAGGUUGAAGUCAUUCACACAGACUCUUCCUGGUCGAGUUGAAGGUAUACCUCCAGCUGAUUUUCUGUUGGUCCCAUUUGGGUAUCUAAAUUCAUCCGGUGAGCUGAAUUUAGAGGUUUGUAUAUGGAACCCUUCAGAUUUAGGUGAAGUUUGAUACCAAAAGACCAUUGUUUUCAAGAGUUGACUUUUUAGACCAUUAUACUUGGUUCUCUUCGUUAAAAGCAAACCAUCGUUCUUGUAAAGAUGGCAAAAUAAAACACUAAAGAACGAUUCUUGAGAAAAAGUGGCAGUGUGUGCAUUUUGGAUUUUAACAUGAGUGUUUUCUUUCUUUCUUUUCUUUUAAAACGAACGAUGGCUAGUUUGUGACAGAGAAGAUGGGUAUCGCGGUUUAUGAAAGUCGUAGCUCUUUUUUUUAUUUUUUUUCCCUUUAUAGGAAUGUAUGUAGUAGGGGAAUGUUAAAAAGGACGUGCUUCUAUAAGUUUUAGUUUUUAUUUAUAUCAUCUUAUAGUAGAACAACAUGUAUAACUCCUGGAAGUAUCCAAGAGGUUUUCAGAAUAUAUAUAUAGAAUUUAAAGAUUGCAGUUUCUGAUCAUAUGGUUUGUGUAAAACCUUCUUAUUUGAUGUUUCUGUAUGUAAUGUAAUAUAGUGAAGUUCAGAAACUUGAUCUGAUA
Erigeron canadensis is the source of this 2509-nucleotide messenger RNA. RefSeq lists its product as uncharacterized. The transcript has 8 exons. The record is from RefSeq and is a predicted model, not a curated record. Lineage: Eukaryota; Viridiplantae; Streptophyta; Magnoliopsida; Asterales; Asteraceae. Bases 151 to 1992 code for a protein of 613 amino acids.